UUUUAAUUGGCAUCUUGUCGCGUUAGUUCGGUUAAGUUAUUUGCAUUUCGUCAAAAUGCGUUUUGAAAUAACAAUAAUUCUGUCUAUGACACUUUUUUCGACAUCAUUUGUCUUAGGCGAAGAGGUUCUUUUAAAGUGCGACGAAUCCGAAAGUAAUUACGAAAGUCAAGAAGCCUUUUGUACGGUUAGUGGAUUUUACGUUACACACAGUCAAAAUGUCAAAAUGAUGAAUUACACACGUGCCAAUAUGACAAAAUUCAUGAAAUUCUACGAUUCAACACUUUUAUAUCUUCCCUUUAAACUUUUCGAACAUUUUCCGAAUCUUCGAACUUUGGAUGUUUCGUUUACAGAAAUAUUAGAUGUUCCUCGGAAUACAUUUGCCUCAGCAAAUUAUUUAUCUUUUUUGAAUAUGAGCAACAAUAAUAUAACAACUAUUCAGACUUCGGUUUUUAUUGGAGCAAAUUCUUUAAUUCGAAUUGAUCUAAGUCGAAAUUUUAUCGAAGAUGUUAAUGAGUUUAGUUUUCGAGGUUUACAAAAGGUUGAUAAAAUUAUGCUGGCUUAUAAUCGAAUUCGAAAUCUCAGUAAGGAUGUUUUCUUCGAAAAUCAAUCUCUCGAAACGAUUUCGUUGGAGAAUAAUCUUUUGGAGUACAUCGAUCCGGAAGUUUUUUCAAGACUUCGUCGAAUUCGAGAAGUUAACUUAUCAAACAAUCGACUAAAAUCACUCCAUCCUGAUACUUUUCAGCUGGCUUAUGGGAUUGAGACACUUCUUUUAGGUGGUAAUCGGCUGAAAGAGUUCAGUUUGACAGAUAAGAGUAUCUUCCUGAGACUUCAUUUAGACAGUAAUCAGCUUACGUCAUUGGUCAUCAACUCUACAAAAGUAGUUCGAGCAGAAAAUAAUAGUAUUUCAUCAAUCACAGCUUUAAAUUCGAAUUUCUUGGAAAAAUUGGUACUUGGACGGAAUAACUUCACCGAUGUCUCCAACAUUACCAAUAUCACCAGUCUUUUAGUUCUUGAUUUGUCUUAUAACAAAAUUGGCCCGUUAAAUGUGACUUCGUUUGAAAAACUUCGUCGUCUUAAAGAGCUUUAUUUACGAAGUGCAGGAGUUUCGAAAAUCACUUUCGGCAUGUUUUCGAAACAGACGGGUUUGGAGACUCUCGAUCUCUCCUUUAACAACUUAACCUACCUCAAUUUGAACAUCUUUUUCCCCUACAUGUCGAAAAUAAAGAAUUUCUACAUUGAUGGAAAUAAUUUGACGGAAAUUCAUGGAAUCCAUUUUGCCUACGCCUUCCCGAAUCUUGUUAAAGUCGGUCUUUCAAGAAAUCGUUUUAAUUGCUCCUAUCUUCAUACGAUUUUAUCGCCACCAUUUUUAUCGGGUUUUGUUGAGUUGCACACUGAACCGGAAAAUUCUACAGAAGAUUCUACACACAUUCGGGAUAUUGUUUGUGACAGUACGCAGCAUGAAAAUCCUUCUACGAACAUUAAACCUGAGCCAGAAAUUGAUGUUUUGAGAAGUACAAUAACACGACUUGAAAGUCAUGGAAGGCGAUUAGAGGUCUAUCUGUUGGCUCUAAAAAUCCUGAUAAUUAUCCUGAUUUGUGUUUGUGCAGCAGGAUUGAUAUUGAAAUAUGCAAAUUGUGAACGAAGGCGGUUUUCGGGUCAAUUUGGACGUAAUGGUAGUAUUGUGUUUCGUUCUACUGCUACUAUGAAUAGUUCGAUGGAACACUGACAUUUCAAAGUGUUAAAAUUGUAUCUAUAUGCAUAUUAAUUAGAUUGUAACAGUUUUUGUAUUAAGUUAAACAAAAAUAAAACGAUUGAUGGUUGAAGUUCGUUUGCCUAUUGAUAGAGUCGAUCGUGUGAUGGUCGAGGGAAUAAUAUUUUUAAAACGUACUUAGUAUUCUUAAU
This is a messenger RNA of Episyrphus balteatus (marmalade hoverfly), 1902 nucleotides long. Its product is annotated as toll-like receptor 13. Gene Ontology annotation, molecular function: protein binding. Lineage: Eukaryota; Metazoa; Arthropoda; Insecta; Diptera; Syrphidae. The coding region runs from base 56 to 1726 and encodes 556 amino acids. The record is from RefSeq and is a predicted model, not a curated record. The transcript has a single exon.